AUGGCGGACGCCCCAGUCCUCGUAACGAAUGGCGCAGGUGGUAGUCCUGCGGUCGGCCGGCUACUCGAGGGCAAGAGCUUCUUCCUGGUCCAGCGACUCCCCGCUCGCUCACAUCUGAUCGCGGACAUCGAGAGCAAUGCAGGUCGCAUCGUGAAGCUCGAAACGAAUGCCGACUAUGUCAUCGCCGACCAUGCGCGCAAAGAUGCACCCGCCGGCAGUCUUUCCUACACAUUUGUCGAGCAAGCAAUCCGCAAAGGCGCACUUCCAGAUCCCUUGGAACACCCCGCAGGACCUCAAGUCGGAACAGCGCGGGAAGCAGGAUCAGUGAUACCAGGGAAGUCUUUCAGGACUCCUUUCUCGGCGGCGGAUGACAAGAUCUUAUGGCGAUGGGUGGAAACGGCAAAGGCGAACGGAGAAGCAAGCAAAGGAAACGACGUGUACAAACGAUUGGAAGCCGUCAACCCACGGCAUACAUGGCAGUCAUGGCGAGACCGAUACGUCAAGAAGCUCCUGGGAAAACCGCCUGCGGGCGUCAUGGUAGCUGCCAAUGCGCCGCCCAGUCCACCUACUGCGCCAGAUAACGAUCAGAUAUCCAAUGGCAGGUCGGCACGGGAAACGACGCCUCGACCCUCGCCAAAGCGUCGAAAGGUCACAGCCUCUCCGGAAAAGCAAGUCGCCGGGAGGUCUGGGCCUGUCUUCGAGCAAGCAGACUUCGACACAGCCACUUCGAGCCGUCCGUUGGAUACACAGGACAUUCUUGAUGCUCAGACGCAGUAUGCCGACCUGAACGUUGCGCUCCCACUUUCGGACGACGACGAUGAUCUUGACGACGACUCCUCUGAGGACUCUCAAAUCCCAGCAAAGCCAGCAACGAAACACAAAGUUAGACCAGGCAGGACCGUCGAGUCUCAAGCUCUGACCGGCGAUCCUGAGCAGAUCGCUGACAAACUCGACGAAUGGAUUGCAACGCAGGAGGUUCGUGGCUACAACAACGAGGCCAGUAUGCGUGCGAUGCUGUGCACAUCGAUGCGCCCUGACUUGGCAGAGCUGGUUCUGCUCGGCGAAAAAGGCGGCACAGGCUUACCGCAUGAUGUGUCGGGCAUUUGGAGUGAGCGUGAGGACCGGGCUGUGGAAGGAGGAGACGCUGCAGCAAUACGUCGACUCGAGGCGAAGCAUGGUUGGGACGAGUGUAAGGCGAGGCUGAAGUUUCUUGCGGACUGGCGAGAAGUGUAG
Messenger RNA from Zymoseptoria tritici IPO323, 1233 nucleotides. RefSeq lists its product as uncharacterized. Gene Ontology annotation, biological process: regulation of DNA-templated transcription; telomere maintenance via telomere lengthening. The transcript has 2 exons. The record is from RefSeq and is a predicted model, not a curated record. Gene Ontology annotation, molecular function: telomeric repeat DNA binding. Gene Ontology annotation, cellular component: shelterin complex. NCBI's taxonomy places the organism in Eukaryota, Fungi, Ascomycota, Dothideomycetes, Mycosphaerellales, Mycosphaerellaceae. The coding region runs from base 1 to 1233 and encodes 410 amino acids.